AUGUAUGGAAGUGCUCGGUCAGUUGGUAAGGUUGAGCCAAGCAACCAGAGUCCAGGGCGUUCACCAAGGCUGCCACGGUCACCACGUUUGGGCCAUCGUCGAACCAACAGCACAGGAGGCAGUUCUGGGGGUGGUACUGGGGGUGGGAGUGGGAAAACUCUUUCUAUGGAAAACAUUCAGUCCUUAAAUGCUGCCUAUGCUACGUCUGGCCCUAUGUAUCUUAGUGACCAUGAGAACGUGGGUGCAGACACCCCAAAAAGCACCAUGACUUUGGGCCGGUCUGGGGGGCGGCUGCCUUACGGUGUUAGGAUGACUGCAAUGGGUAGCAGCCCUAACAUUGCCAGUAGUGGAGUUGCCAGUGAUACUAUUGCAUUUGGAGAGCACCAUCUCCCUCCUGUGAGUAUGGCAUCCACUGUGCCUCACUCACUGCGCCAGGCCAGAGAUAACACAAUCAUGGAUCUGCAGACACAACUCAAAGAAGUCUUAAGGGAAAACGAUUUACUUCGCAAGGAUGUGGAGGUGAAAGAAAGCAAGCUGAGUUCUUCUAUGAACAGUAUCAAGACCUUCUGGAGUCCUGAGCUAAAAAAGGAGAGAGCUUUGAGGAAAGAUGAAGCUUCAAAAAUCACCAUUUGGAAGGAACAAUACAGAGUUUUGCAAGAAGAAAACCAGCAUAUGCAGAUGACUAUCCAGGCUCUCCAAGAUGAGCUUCGGAUCCAGCGGGACCUGAACCAGCUGUUCCAGCAGGACAGCAGCACUAGAACCAGUGAGCCCUUGGUGGCAGAGCUAACAGAAGAAAACUUCCAACGACUUCAUGCAGAGCAUGAACGCCAGGCCAAGGAACUCUUCCUGCUACGUAAAACCCUAGAAGAGAUGGAACUGCGUAUUGAGACACAGAAACAAACCUUAAAUGCACGUGAUGAGUCCAUCAAAAAGCUGUUGGAGAUGCUGCAGAGUAAAGGUCUGUCAGCAAAAGCCACUGAGGAAGAUCAUGAGCGAACAAGACGGUUGGCUGAGGCAGAGAUGCAUGUGCACCACUUGGAGAGCCUUCUUGAACAGAAGGAAAAAGAAAACAACAUGCUGAGAGAGGAGAUCCAUCGUCGAUUUGAAAAUGCUCCUGAUACAGCCAAGACAAAGGCUCUGCAAACUGUUAUUGAGAUGAAGGAUUCAAAAAUUUCUUCCAUGGAGCGUGGCCUCCGGGAUUUGGAAGAGGAGAUUCAGAUGUUGAAGUCAAACGGAGCUCUGAGCACAGAGGAACGUGAAGAGGAAAUGAAGCAAAUGGAGGUGUACCGUAGUCAUUCCAAAUUCAUGAAAAAUAAGGUAGAGCAACUGAAGGAGGAGCUAAGUGCCAAAGAGGCCCAAGGGGAGGACCUGAAAAAAAGAGUGGCUGGUCUCCAGGCCGAGAUUGGUCAGGUAAAACAGGAGCUGUCACGCAAAGACACUGAGUUGCUGGCCUUGCAGACAAAGCUGGAGACCCUCACAAAUCAGUUCUCUGACAGCAAGCAGCAUAUUGAAGUUCUAAAAGAGUCUCUUACAGCUAAAGAGCAAAGGGCUGCGAUCCUGCAGACAGAGGUGGAUGCAUUACGAUUACGCCUGGAAGAGAAGGAGACUAUGCUAAAUAAGAAGACAAAGCAGAUUCAGGAGAUGGCAGAGGAGAAGGGGACUCAAGCAGGAGAGAUUCAUGACCUCAAGGACAUGUUAGAGGUGAAGGAACGCAAAGUUAACGUUCUGCAGAAGAAGAUUGAAAAUCUCCAAGAACAGUUAAGAGACAAGGAGAAGCAAAUGAGCAGCUUAAAGGAUCGAGUGAAAUCCUUGCAGGCUGACACCACCAACACUGACACUGCCUUGACCACGCUGGAAGAAGCACUGGCAGAAAAAGAAAGGACCAUUGAGCGCCUAAAGGAGCAACGUGACAGAGAUGAACGAGAAAAACAGGAAGAGAUUGACAAUUACAAAAAGGACAUUAAGGACCUGAAAGAGAAAGUCAGCAUUUUACAAGGAGAUCUCACAGAGAAAGAGACAUCCCUCCUGGAUCUGAAGGAACACGCUUCAUCCUUAGCAUCAUCAGGACUGAAGAAAGAUUCAAGACUCAAGACACUAGAAAUUGCAUUGGAACAGAAAAAGGAAGAAUGUUUGAAGAUGGAAAAUCAAUUGAAGAAGGCUCAUGAGGCAACACUGGAGGCAAGGUCCAGCCAAGAGCUGAGCGAUCGUAUGCAGCAGCUGGAAAGGGAGGUAACGCGGUAUCGGGAAGAAUCUAGCAAGGCUCAAGCUGAAGUGGAUCGUCUUCUGGAAAUCUUGAAAGAGAUGGAAAAUGAGAAGAAUGAUAAGGAUAAGAAGAUAGCCGAACUGGAGAGGCAAGUUAAAGAUCAAAACAAGAAAGUAGCAAAUCUGAAGCAUAAAGAGCAAGUGGAGAAAAAGAAGAGUGCACAGAUGCUGGAAGAGGCCAGGAGACGAGAAGAUAAUCUCAAUGACAGCUCCCAACAACUUCAGGACAAUCUACGUAAAAAGGAUGAUCGGAUUGAAGAAUUGGAAGAGGCACUCAGAGAAAGUGUUCAGAUAACUGCAGAGCGGGAAAUGGUGCUAGCACAAGAGGAGUCAGCCAGGAUCGAUGCUGAGAAACAGGUAGAAGAGCUGAUGAUGGCCAUGGAGAAGGUUAAGCAGGAGCUAGAGUCAAUGAAAGCAAAGUUGUCCUCUACACAACAGUCCUUGGCUGAGAAGGAAACCCAUUUGACCAACCUACGAGCUGAAAGAAGGAAACAUUUGGAGGAAGUCCUGGAGAUGAAACAAGAAGCCCUUCUUGCUGCCAUUAGUGAAAAAGAUGCCAAUAUUGCUCUGCUAGAACUUUCAUCCUCUAAGAAGAAGACCCAAGAUGAAGUGGCUGCACUGAAACGAGAGAAGGACCGUCUUGUGCAACAGCUCAAGCAGCAGACUCAGAAUCGUAUGAAGCUGAUGGCUGACAACUAUGAGGAUGACCACCUCAAAUCCUCAUCCCAUUCCAACCAAACCAACCACAAGCCCUCCCCUGACCAGAUAAUUCAGCCCCUCUUAGAACUCGAUCAGAAUCGGAGCAAGUUGAAGUUGUACAUUGGACAUCUGACAGCCCUGUGCCAUGACCGUGACCCCCUGAUUCUGCGUGGACUCACCCCACCUGCUUCCUACCACUUGGAUGAUGACCGGGCAGCUUGGGAGAAAGAGCUGCAGAAGAUGACCCAGGAGCAGCUCCAUGUGGAGUUAGAAAAGGGCGAGAAGGAGAGCGCGGAGCUGCAGGAGUUCGCCAAUGCCAUCUUACAGCAGAUAGCAGAUCACUGCCCUGACAUCCUGGAGCAAGUCGUCAAUGCGCUUGAGGAGUCAUCAUGA
Messenger RNA from Chaetura pelagica (chimney swift), 3354 nucleotides. It is a transcript of the gene ERC1, whose product is annotated as ELKS/RAB6-interacting/CAST family member 1. The transcript has 18 exons. Bases 1 to 3354 code for a protein of 1117 amino acids. Gene Ontology annotation, molecular function: structural constituent of presynaptic active zone. Lineage: Eukaryota; Metazoa; Chordata; Aves; Apodiformes; Apodidae. Gene Ontology annotation, cellular component: cytoskeleton of presynaptic active zone. Gene Ontology annotation, biological process: regulation of synaptic plasticity; neuromuscular synaptic transmission; maintenance of presynaptic active zone structure. The record is from RefSeq and is a predicted model, not a curated record.